UCCUCUUCCAGGGGUGGGGGUGGUGACGUAGUUCCGUUUCCCGGCAGCGGGACGCGCAGCGCCAUGGCCGGCAUCAAAGCUCUGAUCAGCCUGUCCUUCGGGGGAGCGGUGGGACUGAUGUUCCUGAUGCUGGGCUGCGCCCUUCCUCAGUACAACCAAUACUGGCCACUGUUUGUUCUGUUCUUUUACAUCCUUUCCCCUAUCCCAUACUGCAUAGCAAGAAGAUUGGUAGAUGACACAGAUGCUACGAGUAACGCCUGCAAGGAGCUGGCUGUAUUUCUUACAACAGGCAUUGUUGUCUCAGCAUUUGGACUGCCUAUAGUGUUUGCCAGAGCAGAACUGAUUUACUGGGGCGCAUGUGCACUUGUUCUUACGGGGAAUACAGUCAUCUUUGCUACGAUCCUAGGAUUUUUCUUGGUCUUUGGCAGCAACGAUGACUUCAGCUGGCAGCAGUGGUGAAAGGAAGAUAGAGAACUAUCACAGACAUCUUGUCAUUCAGUGGCCAUCCAUACAAAUGAGAGAAUGGGCAAUAAAGAGAAGUAGUGUAGCAAGCCUCUCCAGUAUUCUAGACACUCCUUUUUCACCUUGUUUGUUCUGAGUGUACUACCGUUUUGCUGAUGGGUUUCUAAGUUUUUAUCAAGUAAGGAGAUAGCCGAUUUCAUUUUUACCUUUAGUAUGUUUUAGGUGGUCUCUUAGUUUGUCAUUCUUGUUCUGUUCAGUGUUUAUGUGAAGCUUUAAUGCUGAAACAAGAAUGUUAAACUUGCUUUGAAACCAUGUUUUAAAGUUGUUUCAUUUUAGCAUUAAUACAGUGCUUCAUUUCUUCUAAUGUGGCGAUUAAAUUAUAUACAAACUGAACUAAGGUAAGCAAUUGUACACCACCACUGUCAGUUACAGAUACACAGCUUGUUAUGAUUUUAGAAGAGGCAAGGGUGGGUGUGUACCAGUUACAGACUUUUUCUUCUGCCCGUACCUCAAACUGGGUGAUGAAUGUUGGUAGCCUCCAUUUAAGGAAAAGGCUGAGAAGCAGGUGGAGUUAUUUGGGAAAAGUCCUCAAUUUAAGCACCGCUAGCACUUUACCUGCUUCGUUAUCGAUUUUUGUGUGGAUGUGACAUUCAAAUACUCUGUAAAUGUGGUAAUAUUAUGACAUGCAAAACCAAAUUGCGUUGUAGGGGGAGGGGAAAAAUGAUAUAUAAAUUCCAUUUUUUUUAAAACAAACAUCUUUUGAAUUCUAUUUAUAAUUGUUGUAUUGUUUUGAGCUUUUAUGUCAGCUUUUUACCAUGAAGAGGGUAAAAUGUUCAUUUAUGGAACUACUGCUACAUGUUAAUUUGAAGCAUAUACAAAACUCUUCCCCUUCCUCUUUUUAAUUUAUUUUAUACAUACUAUGAAUGGAAUAAAACUUUUCAAAUGUAAAUUAAAACUUUAUGUUAAACUUGUUUAAGAAUUUUUUUUCUUCCCCCCCUCUACACACACUUUUAUUCCUUCACACAGUGCUGCUGAUGUAUGACUUUUGGAAGUCACUGGCUGAACUGGCUUUACUGACUGUUCAUAAGUUCUUACGUGCUUUGAGUUAAUAAGAUUUAAUGUCAUGCCUGUAAUUUAGACUUGCGUUCUGUAAGAUUACACAUGUAUCUUCAAGUACUUAAGACAUUUUUAGCAUACCUCUCAACUGUCUGGAUUUUUUCAUUAAAGACAUUUGCCAUUAGACAUUUCAUCUUGAGGUAGUGAACAAGUGCUAGUUAACCAAGUUCAGUUGUACCACAAACACUGGUAAACUUGACCAAACCUACUGCUAAACUAUAUUUUAAAAAGUUCUAAGAAAUUUACUGUGCAUAAAAGCUGCUGAUUGCUUAGAUGUUACAUAACAGUGGAGCAGAAUGAAAAGGCAAAGGAUAGCAGGCCUUAGCUGUAAUGUUUGUACACAGAUGUAAAUAAAAUACAAAGCUUGAGUAUCUGAAUACAAAUAGUAAUCAUGGCAACUUGUUUGAUAUGACCAUGAAACUUCUACCAGCAAGUAGGGGCAGCACUGCUACUUUGUUAAUGUCAUCCUGUGUAUAAAAUCAGAGCUCAAUUUUAUCCAUACCAGUAGAGGAAUAAAUAGGUGUCAAGUGCAGAAGCCAGUCAGCACCAGGAAAUAUUUCAGCCAUGACUAAGUGCUUCAUCAAACUGGCUGCAAUGGUGACAUUCAAAGAUGAUGAAGGGCUGUGAAAUCAUUCAUUUCCUGACCUUUUUUGAUGACACUUCUGCAUCUCCAACCCCCAAGCAAUAGAUUCUUCAAAAGAAUGUUCCAAACUACUGGCUAAGUUGGCAGUCUUCGCUCUUCCAAAGGAGGAAUGCUUCAGAUUGGCACAAAUCUGAGUUUACUGUCUCCUGGUCUGUGGUUAGUAGGAUUGGUGGGAUCAAUCACAGUUCCUGUGCUGCUAGCCUGCUUCUCAAAGGUAAUGCUACUCAGAAUUUCCAGGCUGUAGAACCAUCCGUGUCCUUGUUGGACUUUUUUUGUUUGUUUGUUUUUUAAAUGUUGCAGCAUGACAUUCUUUCACUUGCACACCAACUUCACUCAGCCCAGCUCUGCUUUAUGAGCCAACAGUUGAGAGGCGUGAUCUUCCCUCAUAGCAGGCACUGAGACAGCAUUGCCACCCUAUACAGCUUUGAACAACAAUUUUAAAUGGCAGUCCGAGUUCUAUACAUUUAAUCCAGAAAUACUCUCACAAUAAAGAGUGUUUUGUUUCAAUUA
This is a messenger RNA of Lagopus leucura (white-tailed ptarmigan), 2731 nucleotides long. RefSeq names its product leptin receptor overlapping transcript like 1 (gene LEPROTL1). Gene Ontology annotation, biological process: late endosome to vacuole transport via multivesicular body sorting pathway; negative regulation of growth hormone receptor signaling pathway. Gene Ontology annotation, cellular component: endosome. Bases 64 to 459 code for a protein of 131 amino acids. NCBI's taxonomy places the organism in Eukaryota, Metazoa, Chordata, Aves, Galliformes, Phasianidae. The transcript is spliced from 4 exons. The record is from RefSeq and is a predicted model, not a curated record.